AAAAUGAGUAGUAAAUGUCAAGGAAUGUCUGGAAUGUUGUUAUUGUUUGUGAAUUUCUGGAUUUCUCCCACUGUGGUCUUUAUCUAUGAUUUCCCCGCUCCAUUUUCAGGAUUGUUUCUAGAUGCAAAUGUAUAUUGACCCAAUUGAUGGAUAUCAUUUUGCGAGCUGGAAUAAGCUGUUAAAAGCAGAGUGGAACGGCCGAUGUAAAAAUCACUAAACAAACGAUUUUGGAUAGCAGAUCUGGAUCGUGGAGUGCCAUCUACUCAAGAAGGGCACAAAGCUGGAGCGAGCGUCCUGGUUUUUUGGAAUCUGGGUCACGGUGAAUCCAUGUACGCAGGGUCGAUGCCUGUGGGAGCGACGGGGAGGGUAUCCAAACCGAAACGAGCCGAGCGCGCGACCUUCAUGGCUGUCAAGCCAGCCAUUCUAUUUUCUGGAUUUGUUUCCCCUGUUCUUCAUUGCAUCUACUUAUGUAGUUAUCACGUUAUUAAAAACAUAACAGUGCGGGUGUGGUGAGAAUAAUCGCGAUAGCCAUUGGCAGCGUGAAAGGGCCAUGUUUAGGGGCACAGUUCGGGUAGAAAUAUGCGAGGCUCAAGGUCUGCGGCCUACGGAUUGUUCCAAACGACACGCGUUCGGGAAGGACGAGCAGCCGCUGGACCCCUAUGUUACGGUCGACGUGGACGACACCCAAUUUGCCCAAUCCACAACCAAGCAGAAAACAUUCGACCCAGUUUGGAAUGAACAAUUCGAGCACAGGGCGGAGAAUGCGAAGACUCUCACCCUUACUGUUUUUCACGAUGCCGCAAUACCACCCGAUGUUUUUGUGGCCAACUGCACGAUACCAUUUGAUGAGCUUCUGACCAGGGACAAGGAUGAGUCCGACUUUUGGGUUAACUUAGAGCCGAAGGGGCGCCUACGCGUUAAAAUCGAUUUGAAACAUACUCCCAAAGAAUAUGGAGUUAAGCCAAGGGAAUUUAAGGAAAGGCAAGGAUUCAACAGGCGCCGAGGUGCCAUGCGUCGUCGUGUGCAUCAAGUUAAUGGGCAUAAAUUUAUGGCAACAUUUUUAAGACAACCUACUUUUUGUUCGAUCUGUAGAGAAUUCAUAUGGGGUUUGGGCAAGCAAGGCUAUCAAUGUCAAGUUUGCACCUGCGUGGUUCACAAAAGAUGCCAUCACGUGGUGCUAACAAAAUGUCCGGGAAUGAAAGAAGAACCGACUGUUCAGAGUACCGGAUUCAAUGUGAAUAUUCCACAUCGAUUUGUCGUACACAACUACAAAAGAUUCACAUUUUGCGAUCACUGUGGAUCGUUACUUUAUGGCCUGUUUAGGCAAGGACUUCAAUGCGAAGUAUGUUCUCUGAAUGUUCACAAGAGAUGCCAGAAGAAUGUCGCCAACAACUGUGGCAUCAAUACAAAACAGAUGGCAGAGAUCCUUUCUGAAAUAGGUAAACCUGAUCCGCUGCCUGUGCUUAGUCCGAUCACUUUGUAUGUGCAUGGUGUGUCUCCGGAUAGUAAGACGCCAAUUAGAAGAGCUAAAGUACUGCCAACUUCUGGAAAUGGAGCCCCAAUUGAUGGUGGAAGUGAAAAUACAACAUCAGUUAUCGAAGCUAGAUUGGAUGAGAAUCUAUCCAAACUUUUGGAGGGAAAGCUGCAAUAUGGUGAUGAGCAACAAAGAAGUGGUGGCAAGCAUAGCAUCGGUUUGGAUGAUUUCCACUUUAUCAAAGUACUGGGAAAGGGCAGUUUUGGUAAAGUCAUGUUGGCUGAGAAAAAGGGCACUGAUGAAGUUUACGCUGUGAAGGUUCUCAAGAAGGAUGUAAUCAUUCAAGAUGACGAUGUGGAUUGCACUAUGACUGAGAAACGGAUUUUAACACUAGCUGCAAGACAUCCAUUUUUAACAGCUAUUCACUCAUGUUUCCAGACGCGCGAUCGAUUAUUCUUUGUUAUGGAGUACGUUAAUGGAGGCGAUCUUAUGUUUCAAAUUCAGCGAGCGAAGAAGUUUGAUGAGCCGAGAGCUAGAUUCUACGCAGCAGAAGUCACAUUGGCAUUGCAAUUUCUACACAGAAACGGUGUUAUAUAUCGCGAUUUAAAACUUGAUAAUAUUUUGUUGGAUGCGGAGGGCCACUGCAAACUGGCCGAUUUCGGAAUGUGCAAAGAAGGAAUUGUUGAUGGCGUGACCACUACUACUUUUUGUGGAACACCCGAUUAUAUUGCCCCUGAGAUCCUACAGGAAUUAAAUUAUGGUGCUAGCGUAGAUUGGUGGGCGUUAGGCGUUUUGAUGUAUGAGAUGAUGGCUGGUCAGCCUCCAUUUGAAGCUGAUAAUGAAGAUGAUCUCUUUGAAUCGAUUCUGCACGAUGAUGUACUAUAUCCCGUCUGGCUGAGCAAGGAGGCUGUUAAUAUUCUCAAAGGAUUUAUGACAAAAAGUUCACAUAAACGUUUAGGAUGUGUGCAGAACCAGGGUUGUGAAGCCGCAAUUUUAGUCCAUCCGUUCUUUAAAGAAAUCGAUUGGAAUGCCCUGGAGAAUCGAAAAGUUAAACCACCAUUUAGGCCAAAAAUUAAAAACAGAAGAGAUGUGGCGAAUUUCGACGCCGAAUUUACUAGAGAAGAGCCCGUCUUGACGCCGGUGAGCAACGAAGUGCUGCAAUCCAUCAAUCAAGAGGAAUUUCAAGGAUUUUCCAUCUACAACAAAGACUUUAGUCCUUCUCGAAUAGUGACUGAGUAACUAGCAUACACCGCCAGUCAUAGUUUCUAAUCUUUCUUCAACUAUUUUAAUUUCAUAUUUCUUAAUUUGAAAGUUUCUUCUCAGCGUGGUUUAGUUUAACUAUCCCGCAAGCUGGUUGAUUGUCACGUCGAUUUGAAAAUCUUAUUUUAAAAAAGCUGAUCGAAUGAGAUGACAGCUGGCCUGGCAUCACUAACAGUAUUUUCCUUUCAAGUGUUUUAAAGCUGGGCAGGGUAAUGCCAACUUAAUUUGCUGAUGCAAAACUUUGAUCGAACGAGGGUCUUCGUUAUAGAGAUUGAAAAUCAAUUUUUUGUUUAAUGUUAUUUUUUAUUUAUUCAAUAAUUUUGUAGGCUUUUGUGUCGAAUACAAAAAAGUCAGUUUGUGUUGAUUACAGAGUUUUGUAAAUACAAUUGUCUGAUUCGAAUUCGAUUUCUGUAAAUUUGAAACUAUAGUUUUUAAAUGCUGCGAGUUAUUCACAACGAGGCCGAUAUCUUAAAAGCUGUAUAAAAGCAGUCCUGAAACACAAUCUUUAAGGCUCGUUUUCCAACAAAGCAAAGUUGAAUGUAAACGGCUAGACAUAAUACCUAAGUAUUGUGGCAACAGGAAUAGUAAUAAUCUGCUGUUUAAAGUUGACUGAAAGGGAAGACACAGAUCCGUAAUUCAAUAGAGCGCAUAGAUUGGCUGUGUAAAUUUGUUUAUUUUUUAUGUUGGUAAAUCUUUAUUUUCAUAAACUAAAACUAGGUAUGUACAAAUAUAAAUCUGGUCUAAAUGAAACGCAUAUCUUUGAAGAAAGCUUAAAAUAACUUUAAUUGCUUUUACUUACACAUGUUAAAAUUUCUAGAGUUUAUAUUGCUGAUUUGUUGGAGUUAUUGAUUAGAUAAUAUUUAAACAGCAAAUAAAGUACUAUAAUGCCAACAGCACUUGGCCAACAGUUGUACCAGAAAUGUAAUAGUUGUCCGAAGUGCAGUUAAAUUUUAGUUAUUUUAAAUUUAAUGCGUUUUAAAUCGAUAUAUAGUUUAUAAUAUUGUUAGAAGCAGCAGCGUAGCUAGGACCUAAUUAAAAAGUGAUCAUAUUUUUUAACAAAUAAUUUUAUGUGGUCUACUUUAGAAAUAUCUUCACAAUGGUCAUAUGGAGAAUUCUUAAAUAUUUGUGAUUGGUAAAGGGUAAUUUAAAAUUAAUCGAAAAAUUUUGCAACUGAGAAAGUUUGUAAAUAAACAUAUAGUAUGAGCAAUUGGUUCAAAGGAUCAUGUUUAUAUAAUUUCUAAAAUCGCUCUUUACGUUAUUCCAUCAAAGACUAUCAGAUCUCCUGGUUACGCUACUAGUUAAAGAAACCACAGAACCCUUUCUGUAGCCAUGUGCCAUGUAUUCUACUGUUCUGCCUUUACAGUAGAACCACUAAUUAUAAUAAUGUUUCCGUCGCUAAAAUCGACACGCAUCGAUUUAGUAACAUACUAGUUAAACAUUUUAUUUAUUAUCACGAUUAAUUCAGAGCACUUUUGGUUUUGUAAACAGGUCAAAAUAUUGCACAUGCCUGUAAAAUUAAAUAGUUGUAUUUAGUUAGAGAAAUAGUUCAAAAACAUUUCGGAAAAAUGUUCUUGAGUCUCUUUGAUUUUUAUCCCAAUUAAUGAUUGUCUCGUAUUAUAACAGUUAUUGUAUCAAUAAUUUGUUGUUAAGACUAUUCGAGUUCUAAUCAUUAAGAUACACCAAACAAGCACUUUUUUUGAAUAAUUGGAACUAAAUUCAAGUCGCAGGAUGAUGUAAAUAUCUGGAAAACAUCUGAGGAAGGUUAUUUCGAUUGUUCUCGGUAUUACUUUUCUGCGCCAACGUUUUUGGUAAACCCUUCACGUAUUGAAAAAUAGUUCAACAACUCAUAAUUGGUCUGAUGUUUGAAAACGAAUGUUAGCAUAGACAGUCGCGAAAAACUCUAGAACAGAUUUGCAAACAUAGUACGUAUUGAUUCCCAUACUUUACAAGUAAAUUUCACAGUAAAUUAUUAGGAAAGUAGCUUGCACAUUUUCAGAGCAAGAUUAAAUUUUUUCAAUAUUUAUAGGCACGUAUUAUUUCGUGGUCAACGUUUUCUAGUCAUUGAUGGUGUUUGGCCUAUGUAAAUAGUGAGUGAGUCAACCACAUUAUAAAUAGUUGUUUCUAAUAAUAAGGCCAAAUUUCACACUAUUUAAGUUCAAAUAUUUUUUGCCUUUUUACCGGUAAGAGUAUUUCUAUGUAUCAAUGACCUAAUGCGUGUAUUAUUUUGAAUAGUAUUUUUUAUAUUUUCUUUACCUAUGUCGCGUUUAAUUUUAUUUUUAGUUAAUUUAUUGUGUGAUUUUGCUAAUAUGGUAACGUAAUUGCGCUAAAUAAAACUAGGGAACGCACAUAUAACAUUUACAGAUAGGCAAAAUAGAGCAAAAAUGUGUUUAUUGUUAACUGUUUACUUUUAAAAUGUUUAACAGAAUAUUAGCAACACCAACAAAUUUGGGAAUUAAAUUCUCUUUACAAGCUAUGACCACUUUGAAAGGCACUGGUUGAUUAAACAAAUAUGUAUAAUUAAAAAGAUCUGCAAAUUUCAGAAGUGUGUAGCAGUUUUCAAUGUGGUUUAUUGUUAGGAAUUAAUCCAAAGUCCAGCUCUAAGCCACGUUAGUAUUAAUCCUCUAAACGCUAUACCCGCAGCGAGUAAUUUAGCGAUAGAAGUUUCAGUGCCGUUUAAAGUGCCAAAUAGCCUUUAUAGUUUCAAUUGAAAUUCUAUUUUUGCUAAUAUUAAUAUUUAAAAGUUGUAUUACUUGUGUUUAUUAUUGUAUUGUGAUAAAUCGUUGUGCAAUCUCUAUUAAUUUAAUGUUGUUAUUUUGUGAAGAAAUGUGCAUAUACAUAUAUUAUCUCUACUAAAAGUAUUUAACGCUUAAGCUAUAAUGUUUUAUAUUACCAAAGAUUUAUUUGAUCGUUUAUCGUGUAUGCGUCUAUGUUGUCAGUGAAGCGGAAAAGCACUUUGAAGAAAAAAAUACAGCACCGUUUAGAAAAAUUACUGAAUGUUUUUAUAGAAAAUGAAAUGUUCUUCAAAUGCGCUUAACUACUGUAUGAAUGUAAUUUAUUCUCGAGUAACAAGCGCAAGUAUUGGUUUGCAAGCGUAACUCUAAACUCGUGAAUCCUUCAGAUAGGCUUCAUGAUUGUAACAUAAUCUGUUUAAAAUAGAAUAUUUGCCAUUAAAAUAGACACAUUCUAAAGUACGUUUCAAGGAAAUGUAUUGUAUUGUUGAAAAGUAAAUAUAAAAUUAUGUAAUGUUUAGAUAUUUAUUAAUGUGUAACUUAGAAUAUAGGUAAAUUAAUUAACCCGCUAUGAUAGUAAGUGUUUUAGAUCUCUACAUAUUGUAAUAGUCAAUGCAGUUUUAAUUUAGAUGUGUCUCGUGUUUUAUGGCAUUACCUCACCGGUUACCAGCUGCAAAUAUGUUUAUAGUAAUACUUAACAUUUCAAAAAUUAUCAAUUUAUUUUUGUCUUAACUUUUUUCAUACUUUAUAUUUCCAUUGCAUUAAUUUGUUUUUUUGGUCAGUUUGCAUUAAUAUUUGCCAUAGUUUUUGGGGCUACAGAUGAGUACGAUUGAACGAGCGGGUUUUAUUAAAUUUUGUGAUGCAUAAGCCAACUAAUCUAUUUAAAAAAUUGCAUUGACUAUUAGCACUACAGCAUUUCUCAAGUCAUUGUCAUUAAGUAUGAAACCAAAUUAUUCAGUUGAAGAAAAAUGGAAAAAACCGGUUUCACAGAUCUUAUUUUCAAAUAGCAUGAAAAAUAUAGAAAGUAACUAGAGAAAAGCUUACUAGAGUUUUUUCGUAUCAUUGUUUUUUUUAUAUAAAAUUAUUAUGUCUGAAAUUAGCUUUGGUCUAGAAUGUAUAGUAAAUAGGCAAGUUCAAUUGCCAUUGGAAAGUUAUAUUAAGCCAAAUAAUGUAUUUCCAAAAACUCUAUGAAAAAAUAAAUAAUUUAUGUGUUAUAA
This is a messenger RNA of Dendroctonus ponderosae (mountain pine beetle), 6680 nucleotides long. It is a transcript of the gene Pkc98E, whose product is annotated as protein kinase C. The record is from RefSeq and is a predicted model, not a curated record. The coding region runs from base 551 to 2713 and encodes 720 amino acids. The transcript is spliced from 12 exons. Lineage: Eukaryota; Metazoa; Arthropoda; Insecta; Coleoptera; Curculionidae. Gene Ontology annotation, molecular function: diacylglycerol-dependent serine/threonine kinase activity; ATP binding. Gene Ontology annotation, biological process: protein phosphorylation.